AGAUUGAUGACGAAGAUGCCUUCCGGUCGGGAGGGAGGAGGUGACGUCGAGAGCGGUGGCGGGCGGGGUCCUCCUGUAGCCCUGGGGACGUUGUAUCUGUGGGCCUUCAGAUCGCGUCACAAGUCAGCGACUGAACCUUGGCUGUGGUGGCUGAGGCGGCGAAGGCGGCAGCGGCGGCGACAGCUCUGGGGUUUGCGUCUCGGGGUGUGUCGGCCGCCGCUGCUGCUUCGGCUUGGUAUGUACAAAUGGCUGGUUAGGAUUCUCGGCACCAUUUUCCGCUUCUGUGACCGGCCGGUGCCCCCUGCCCGGGCCCUCCUGAAAAGGCGGCGCUCGAACAGCACUCUGUUUUCUGCAGUGGACACUGAUGAAAUACCGGCCAAAAGACCAAGAUUAGAUUGCUUUAUUCACCAAGUGAAAACCAGUCUCUACAAUGCUGCCAGCUUGUUUGGAUUCCCAUUCCAGCUGACCACGAAGCCCAUGGUAGCUUCUGCUUGUAACGGAACACGGAAUGCAGCCCCUUCAGGAGAGGUAUUUUCGAACUCUUCAUCUUGUGAACUGACAGGUUCUGGAUCCUGGAACAACAUGCUGAAACUGGGUAAUAAAUCUCCUAAUGGAAUAAGUGACUAUCCAAAGAUCAGAGUGACAGUAACUCGAGAUCAGCCUCGCAGAGUCCUGCCUUCCUUCAGUUUUACUUUGAACUCAGAAGGCUAUAAUAGAAGACCAGGUGGCCGCCGUCAUAGCAAAAGCAAUCCAGAGAGUUCCUUAACGUGGAAACCUCAGGAUCAGGUUGUAACAGAGAUGAUUACUGAAGAGGGUGGCAAGGGUCUGAGGCGUCCCCAUUGUACUGUGGAGGAGGGUGUUCAAAAAGAGGAAAGAGAGAAGUACCGAAGGUUACUGGAGAGACUCAAAGAAGGUGUUCAUGGAAACUCUGUUCCUCCUGUAGCUUCAACUCAUCACAGUUCUCAAAGAUGUCACGUGGAUACAUUAAAGACCAAAGGCUGGGGGGAAGAGCAAAGUCAUGGAGUCAGAACAACUCAGUUUGUUCCAAAACAAUAUAGAGCUGCUGAAACAAGGGGACCUCUAUGCCCAGUGAGGAGUGAAAAGAGAUGUUCAAAGGGGAAAAUUUUGGAUAUAGAGAAGACAGUUGGAAUCAGACUUGAAAAUGAAGGUAGAAGAGGACACCAACUGGAACCUGACCUGUCUGAAGAAGUGUCAGCCCGACUCUGCCUGGGCAGUGGAAGCAAUGGCUUAUUCAGGAGGAAAGUGUCAAUACUUGAGACAAAAGAAAAAAAUUGCUCAGGCAAAGAGCGGGAGAAAAGAAUGGAUGAUCUUCUUGAACUUACAGAGGACAUGGAAAAGGAAAUCAGUAAUGCCCUAGGCCAUGGCCCACAGGAUGAGGUCCUAAGUAGUGCUUUCAAAUUGCGAAUCACUCGAGGAGAUAUCCAGACCUUGAGGAACUUUCACUGGCUCAAUGAUGAAGUCAUUAAUUUUUACAUGAAUCUUCUGGUGGAAAGAAAUAAAAAGCAAGGCUAUCCAGUACUCCAUGCAUUCAGUACUUUCUUCUAUCCCAAAUUAAAGUCUGGGGGUUACCAAGCAGUGAAAAGAUGGACCAAAGGGGUCAAUCUCUUUGAACAGGAACUAAUUCUGGUACCUAUUCAUCGGAAGGUACAUUGGAGCUUGGUGGUGAUAGACCUACGAAAAAAGUGUCUUAAAUAUCUGGAUUCUAUGGGACAAAAGGGCAACAGGAUCUGUGAGAUUCUCCUUCAGUAUUUACAGGAUGAAAGUAAGACCAAAAGAAAUGUUGACCUGAGUCUUUUAGAGUGGACGCACUACAGCAUGAAGCCCCACGAGAUUCCUCAACAGUUGAAUGGGAGUGAUUGUGGAAUGUUUACUUGUAAAUAUGCAGAUUAUAUGUCUAGGGACAAACCUAUCACAUUUACUCAGCACCAGAUGCCUCUCUUCCGGAAGAAGAUGGUGUGGGAAAUCCUUCAUCAGCAGUUGCUGUGAGAAUGCCCUGCCCAGUCCCUUAGCUGCUGGUGAUUCUUUCAUGGACGAACGUUUUCAUAUACCUCAUGCACUGUGGGUUAAAAAGUCCCUGCAUCACCUGCUCUCUCACAGGCACUGAGCUGUCAGACAUGCAUGAAGGCCCUGCACCCAGUGUCCUGACUUGGUAUGCGGAGGGCUGCUUGCAACCCUGUUUGUAAGACUGUGCCUGCCCAGAGCCCUGGACUGUUCAACCCACAUAGGAACAAACGCUAAUUAAUACUUUUUUAAAAGAUUUUUUCCCCUGUGAAUGUGGAAAAUGCAGGAUUUAUUCUAUGAGUUGUUGUUUUCCGUGUUUGUCACGUGUAUUUGUUCGCUCACUCAUCUGCAGAUGUAACGGGCAGUGGCUGUUUUGUGCUGCCCUUUUAGAGUUAACUUUGAAUUACUUGUUUGAACUAUUUAUUUCUGAAAAGAAUGUUAAUCAAGCUGCCACUCCCUGCUGAUGUGGAGGGAGGGAAAUCAGUGGGGGAGGAAGGAAGUGUUAAUUAACAUCUCUAACGCUAGAGCGGGAACUGCCCACUUGAAGCUGGAGGUCUAUUUUUUUGAGGCUUGAAAAUGCCAGGAGAAGCGCUGGGGUUAGGGCUCCGAUUGCCUGUCGGCGGAAGCCUGACACUCCGGCAUUGGCAUGGUGUGGAAAAGUGGAACUGUGGCCAAGGAACUUUGGCUACCCAGGCAUCUUCAGAAGAGUGUCAUGGUCAUCUAAAGAGACUUUCCUUUCUGGAAAUGAGGUGACUGCUACUCUUGAAACUGGAUUUGAAGUAACUAAGCCCUAAAUCUUCAUUUUCGUCCCAGAUCUGGUUGAGUAUAAACCUCAGAAUUGUAAGGGCUGGCCUCAGCUGUUUAUUUCAAAAGAUACGAUUCAAUUUAAAGCUAUUUUUCCUCAAAGUUUUUUUUUUUAUAUAUAUAUAGAAAGCUGAAAUUACGUUUUGUAUUCAUUAGGAUUUACACACCCUCCCCCCCAUUCCACCCCUACUGAAAUUUGUGGAAGAAGAUUUAGUACUUGGCUCUGAGGUUACCAGUUAUACAAUAAUCUAUUUUGCAUAUGAAAGUUUGUAUUCAACUUUUUUGUUCAUUAAAAACUUUACAGUGGUUACGCAUUUUUAAUUUCAGAAAGUUUAGAGUUGGUCAGAACAUAUUUUGCAAGAUCUAGUGCCUAGUGUUGCUUUUCCGAUGUAAUAAAAGGUUGCCUGGCAGAACCUGAAAA
Messenger RNA from Miniopterus natalensis, 3247 nucleotides. It is a transcript of the gene SENP2, whose product is annotated as SUMO specific peptidase 2. Gene Ontology annotation, cellular component: nucleus. Gene Ontology annotation, molecular function: deSUMOylase activity. The record is from RefSeq and is a predicted model, not a curated record. Gene Ontology annotation, biological process: protein desumoylation; proteolysis. NCBI's taxonomy places the organism in Eukaryota, Metazoa, Chordata, Mammalia, Chiroptera, Miniopteridae.